CACAAACAUAACGAAAUGAUGCAGAGGGUGUUCAGAGGACUAAUUCAUGCUAAGAAAUGUCGAGGUAAAAAAUGUGAUCUGCUUUUGUGCAAGAACAUUAAAUCUGUUUUAUUGCACACUCACCAGUGUGGCAGAGCAGACAAGUGCAAAACAAAACGUUUUAUAAUCCAGUUAUGCGAGCAUCAUCAACAAAUGUGUUGCAACAAAAAUUGUGAAGUUGAAUUCUGCCAAGAGAUAGCCAGAAAGAAAAAAGAAGAUGAAAUACACAGGAUGUUCCUUAUUAAUAAAAAAGAGAAGCAGUUGGAACAGGAAUCAACUGUACGUAACUUACAGUCAGAAGAAUCUGGUCAGCGCAAUAUAUCAAUUAUCCCUAGUAUGCAAAGUAGCAGCUUUAUAACGGGUUUACAACCUAACUUUGCUCCUUGGCCACCCGGAUUCGGACCACUGCCAGGGGGUCAAUUUUUCUUUCCUAAUGUUCCUCUCCCCUGUCCUUACGGCAUGGAGAAUCAAAUCAACCAAAUAUGUACAGAGAGUGAUAAUUCUCAAAUGGCGCAGCCUGCACAUUACUCCUUCCCUCAACUUCAAGGGAACAGUGUAGGUGAUAGAACGAAAAUUUAUAAUUCGGAAAUGUCGGAUGAAAUAUCACAACUACCUCCUUCUCAGCCUGAUGAUUUAUAUACUGAAUUAGAACCAGAAAGAAGCGCAAAAGUCGAAGAAAGUUCAAUUUCUCCUACAGAAGAAAUGUACUAUCAAUUAUUGCGUGAAAAAGAACGUGGUACAAAGUCGGUAUUACCGAGCUUAUCACCGAAUGACCUACAAACCAUUUUAAUGGCAAGAGGGGAAGGUGCUCAAAUCCUUUCUCCCGUAACAGAUAACCGUGCAAACUAUUCUGAAGUUCUUAGCUUUUCACAACAAGAUAAUUCUCCUCACAGUUCUCAAGAAUCUGAACUUGAAGAGAACCCGAUUCCAACCAACAACUACGAAAGUACAAAGCCGUUAUCUAACACAUUUUUACCUUCGAAGAAAGUCGAUUCUAUUUAUAAUCAACAACAAUUACAAGCACGGCAUGAAGGCAGCGACAGAUUUAAGACUGAAGCUGAAUGGAGUAAAAUAGAUUUUGUAAAGCAGCAAAUGCUGCAGGAAGAAUUGGACGUGGAGACAGAGACGGCUGAUGAAACAGAUAGCGAUGGAAUAUCAAAACCAGAUUAUUAUGACGAUGAAUUUUCCCAAAGCAUUCCUGCGCAUAAACAUAUAGAGCAAAGCACGAUAACUUCAAUCGAAAGAAAUUUUCUGAAUAUCAUUAAAGGACAAAAGUUGAAAUAAUUUUUUAGCACAAGGAACAUGUUGAUUGUUUCUUUCUAUUGUUUGAAGGUUUUAAUUUUUAACAUACAUGAGAUUUCUUGUUAAGAAUAUAUAGGUUGUCUUAAGUGAUUCAUGGC
Messenger RNA from Hydractinia symbiolongicarpus, 1439 nucleotides. RefSeq lists its product as uncharacterized. NCBI's taxonomy places the organism in Eukaryota, Metazoa, Cnidaria, Hydrozoa, Anthoathecata, Hydractiniidae. The record is from RefSeq and is a predicted model, not a curated record. The coding region runs from base 16 to 1323 and encodes 435 amino acids. The transcript is spliced from 2 exons.